AUGGAGCAGCUGCCCACCAACCUCCAAGUCCUGCUGCAGGCAGCCGAGUACGUGGAGAGGAGAGAGAGGGAAGCUGAACAUGGAUAUGCCUCCAUAUUGCCUUGCAAUACUGCCACUCCUGGGAGAAGAAAACGACAGAGAACAAACAGCAAUCCAGACAGCAUUAGGUCUGUUCACAAUGAGCUAGAGAAACAUAGGAGAGCACAGCUACGGAGAUGCUUGGAACAACUGAAGCAACAAGUUCCUCUGAGUGUGGACACAUCACGACACACAACACUCAGCCUCUUGCACAGAGCCAGACAGCACAUCAAAAAGUUGGAGGAUCAGGAGCUAAAAGCAAAGCAUCUUAAGGAAAAACUGAGAUCAGAACAGCAGAGGCUCCGCCAGAGAUUAAAACAACUUCUACCCUCCAAUGGCACUGAACGAAUCCGAGCUGAUAGCCUAGACUCCUCUGCCUUAUCAUCUGAGAGAUCAGAUUCUGAUCAAGAGGAUUUGGAGGUUGAUGUGGAAGGAAUAAUCCUGAAUGGUAAUGAAGGAGACCUCUUUGUGUCUUUCAGUGCUGGCAUGGAGCACAGUUACUCCACUCCUGCUCAUGCCUGGUUAUGA
Staurois parvus is the source of this 606-nucleotide messenger RNA. Lineage: Eukaryota; Metazoa; Chordata; Amphibia; Anura; Ranidae. The record is from the annotation of a GenBank genome assembly.